UGGCUGGGCGCAGUCUGACAGUGACUACUGACUACGAGCUGAGAUACACGCAGCGCCAAGGAGCAUCCCGGCAACCGAAGCGUCUACCAUGGCACAGCAGCAAGAGGUCGCCCCAGCCACCCCCAACAAGAAGCCCAAAGCAGCGGCGGCUGCGGCCGGGGGCAGCGGCAGCGCCAAGAAGAAGAAGAAGUCCGGUAAGAAGAACCAGCCGGGCAGGUACAGCCAGCUGGUGGUGGACACCAUCCGUAAGCUCGGGGAGCGCAACGGCUCGUCCUUGGCCAAGAUCUACAGCGAGGCGAAGAAGGUGUCCUGGUUCGACCAGCAGAACGGCCGCACCUACCUGAAGUACUCCGUCAAGGCGCUGGUGCAGAACGACACCCUGCUGCAGGUCAAGGGGGUCGGCGCCAACGGCUCCUUCCGACUCAACAAGAAGAAGCUGGAGGGGCUGGCCGUCCCUAAGCGGGCACCGGCGGUCAAGAAGGCGGCCAGCAGCACCCCAAAGAAGAGCCCCAAGAAAGCGAAGCCCGCGGCCAAGAAGACCAGCGUCAAAGCCGCCACCAAGAGCCCCAAGAAGAAGGCUGCUUCCAAGCGGCCCGUCAAGAAGGUGAAGAAGGCAGCCAAGCCCAAGGCACUGAAAGCCAAGAAGGCGUGAGGCGCUGUACGGACAAUGGACACUGAUGUGCUGCAGCCUCCCGGGGCUCCGGCACGUUCAGUCGAUGUGAUAUUUGUAUAUAUGACUUUAUUUUCAUACAAGUCUAUAAUGACUGAUGCAGCUUAUUUGUGGCAUUAGAGAUCGCAUCUAAUGCGCGGCGGUGUCCGCACCCCCCUCCUCCCCGAGUGUGGGACAAGGAGGUGUCCGCAGCCCCCUCCCCGAGUGUGGAGUGUGGUCAGUCAGCCGCGUCUGGUCUGCGUUCUUGUUCGGAGAUUAGAGGUGACUUUUCUGGUGACAUUAACCGAAUGUUUCAUUGUAUGCGGCGGCUGGGGAAAGGGGGAAUUGUCAAUUUCUGACAAUAUUUGUUUUGUAAUAAAAAAAUAUAAAUCUAUAAAUACAA
Molecule: messenger RNA, 1052 nt
Organism: Pseudophryne corroboree (corroboree frog)
Lineage: Eukaryota; Metazoa; Chordata; Amphibia; Anura; Myobatrachidae
Product: histone H1.10-like
Exons: 1
Coding region: 89-652 (187 amino acids)
Biological process (GO): nucleosome assembly
Cellular component (GO): nucleosome
Molecular function (GO): structural constituent of chromatin; DNA binding
Source: RefSeq, a predicted model, not a curated record